Messenger RNA from Bactrocera oleae (olive fruit fly), 1099 nucleotides. The record is from RefSeq and is a predicted model, not a curated record. NCBI's taxonomy places the organism in Eukaryota, Metazoa, Arthropoda, Insecta, Diptera, Tephritidae.
UCAUUCGUAGCACAGCAAACAAGCGUAGAAAAACCGAGACCAUUUGAAGAUUUCAAAACCAAAUUUUAUUUCACUUGAAAAAUACGUAAAUUUAAAAAAACUAACAAUGUCUUAUACUACACUCGUAAACUCCUGCACUGCGGCUGAGCAAAGCAUCUCCAAGCCACACUAUACACCACGUAAGGCACUGCGGAAGGCUUACAAACUGCUGCGUCGCUUCUUCCACCCCUCUACGUCGGGCAAGGUAAUCAUCACCACCGAGAAGCAAAUCGACGAAGAAUUGUCGCCAAAAGUAUCGGAGUUGUGUCGCAAAACCGACCUCAGCAUGCGCACCAAUUGCUCCGCACUCAGCGCCGAAGAGUAUGAGAAUCAGCUGAAUGAGUUAGCCGAGUUGGAGGCCGCCAUCAAGUCGAUCACCGCUGAGUAACGGUAAUGCAAUCGCUAUACUGACAGAUUGUUUUAAAUGGAUGUUGGACACAUCCGACUGGCAAGCCGCUAGUGCCUUAAAGGACCUGGUUCGUCCUUAAACCGCGCCACCUGACUUUCAACGCUUUAUAUUAACGGAGCUUUAAUAGUUUAUAAAUAUACAUUGCCAAGCGUUUGUGCGUUUGUGAUGCAGUUGAACUGCCAGCAAAUUAUCGUCGAUGCAAUUUUGUGCCCUUAAUCGUCCUGCGUGCGAGUUUCAUCCUCUAUUGGGCGUGAACCAAGCGUGGGCUGGCCUACUGCGUAAGCGUUGGCGAUGUGCAGCUUUAAUUUUAAACUUUUAAUUUUAAUCAUGUGUCUUCCAAUUAGUUUAUGUUCAAAAUUGAUCGAAUGUCUUCCAUUUAGCUUUUAAGUAAUUAGAUUUGUACUUUUAAGAGGAAUAAUAAAAUGUCUUGCCAACAAAAGAAAUAUUUUUUACUUUUCUUUGCUCAGUUUGUUUCGAGAAUAUUUUUUUGUUUUCGCGUUGGUACUUAUAGUCAAUUUGUUUUUGUAAAUUCAAAUUUCCAUACACUUGUCAUAAGCCUUGGCUGGACACUGGGGGCCUUCAGUGCUUUCAGGGAAUUUACCUUUUCUUUAUUUGUCCUGUACUAUUGUAAUGUUAAUAAAUAACUAAUGA